Messenger RNA from Protopolystoma xenopodis, 750 nucleotides. Lineage: Eukaryota; Metazoa; Platyhelminthes; Monogenea; Polystomatidea; Polystomatidae. The record is from the annotation of a GenBank genome assembly.
AUGGAGUCCGGCGAUAUUUGUAGCAUUGUUGCCGUGGAGAUAGCCGAACAGAGUAUAUACUUCGAGCGACUGCUUCGCUACCAUAAAGGCCGUGGGUACAUCCGACUGCCAGAGUUCCUGAAUGCCGGAUUUGCUUCCGUCAUCGAGUAUAUACGCAAGGGCAAGACAAAAUUGACCUCUGAAAAUGUCUAUCAAAUCUUUAUAGCCUCCGACUAUCUACUCGUAAGUAAUCUGAAGCAGGAGUGCUCCGCUUACAUUAAGGAGAUGGCGAAGGAUCCGGCCGUGGCCAUCUCCCUUUGGAUUAGCUGCCGGGGCCUCUAUUGGCCCGAGGUGGGAGAAAUGGCCUAUCAGAAGAUUCUGGAGAACUUCGGUCAAGUCUUCCAGUCGGCCGAGUUCUUGCAGCUGGACUUUGACGACGUGAAGCACAUCCUCGAGGACGACGGACUCAACUGCCUGCGAGAGCGUAUGGUCCUCACGGCCGUCGAGAACUGGGUCCAACAUUCGUCCAGUCUCCGCCUGCCCUUUGCAUUCGACCUGCUCACCACCCUUCGGCUCGGUCUCAUGCCACAGGCCGAGAUUGACCAGAUCAGCUCGUCCGACUUUGUCAAGCUGGUACCGGAGUUUGCUCAGCUCCUCUUUGAAUGGCCACGAUGCCUCUUCCAGCCGGACAGUGAGCCCCUCCUCAGCGAGCCCCAGCGUCAACGGCUCACCACGCCCCGAUUGCCACAUGAGGUGAGCCAAACCAGAUAG